Molecule: messenger RNA, 1029 nt
Organism: Trichomycterus rosablanca
Lineage: Eukaryota; Metazoa; Chordata; Actinopteri; Siluriformes; Trichomycteridae
Gene: il7r
Product: interleukin 7 receptor
Exons: 7
Coding region: 1-1029 (342 amino acids)
Biological process (GO): positive regulation of receptor signaling pathway via JAK-STAT; hemopoiesis; cytokine-mediated signaling pathway
Cellular component (GO): external side of plasma membrane
Molecular function (GO): cytokine receptor activity
Source: RefSeq, a predicted model, not a curated record
AUGUCAGCAUCGGGCGCUGUGUCGAGUUCGGUGGAAGCUGCUAGAUGUGCAGAUGAAGAUUGUGGACCUUCUUGCCGAACAGAAUGUAUCAAUGCAAGUUUAAACGGUGAUGAAUUUACUUUCCAGGAGAUAAACAUUUUCACACAAAAAAACCUAACCGUCUGCUUUAAAGAAGGAGAUCAGCAAAAGCAAACGAUCAACAUUUUUAAAUUAGUUACAGUCCCGACUCCUCAGAUCUGGAACGUGACGUACUUCUCUGACGAGGCGGUGAUAAACUUUAAGUUUGAGCAUUUUUAUGUCAAACAACCCAAAUUCCAAGUGGAAAUCUGGGGAGACACCGGUGCAAGAAUACAGGCUGAGAUUGAAAAUGGCAAGAAAAUUAAUAUUGGUGAAGACAAACUCAGAGACAGUGAGGUAUACAGAGUGCAUGUACGAGCCAAACCUAUUAAUUAUUUUGAUGGACCGUGGACCGAGUGGAGCCCAGUGAAGAGUUUUACUGUAAAUAACACCAGAAAAGUAACAGUUGCAGAGAGUCCUCCAUCUGAGCUGUACUUAAUCAUCCCCGUGUCCAUUCUGGUGGCUCUGAUCAGCUUCGUGGUGCUGUGCUGGAGAAGAGAGAUACGAGCCUACCUCUUUCCAGUCAUUCCACACCCUAAAGCCACGCUUGCUCAAAUUCACAGGGAGAAGGAGAGCUUACCUGUGAGUUUCAGCCCUGAAAUCUUUAAGGACAUCAAGAUCAGUCCUGUGGAUUAUGCCGAGGAAAAGCACCUCACCUCAGAGACGGGUGAGGAUCACGAUGAACGCUGCUGCCAAGACGACCUGGAACCUUCUCGUCCUGGUUCUCGGUGCGAGAUGCAGGAUGGAGAUGAGCCGGUGCCGGAGGUGGAGACGUCUCAUCUGAAAAUCAAGCUGCUGGAUGAUCACACGUCGGCCACGGACGGAGGAAAUAACAUGAGUGUAGCAGCCGUGCCAGGAUACGCUAAAGAUGAGACGUACGUCACCAUGUCCAGUCUUUACAAAACACAGUGA